AUGGCCUUCGAUAAACUGACUGACUCUCGAGGACAAGAUGAUCGUAGCGAGGUCUCGUUCAUCAUCGCGGACCGCGCGUUCCCACUUGUGUUGGAGACGUACCUCUAUGCCCUCUAUACGGUGUUGACGGCGUAUUUCCUCUAUCGCCGAUGGUUCCAUAGGAAAACAACGGCUCUACCGGUGUUCAUGCUCUUCGUGACCAUGUCCAUGUUCAUACUCUUCUCUGCGUAUUGGGCGCUUGACGUCUAUCUCUUAUGGAUCGAGAUAUAUCGCUACCUGCCACAGGAAGGGAGCCAACCGGCUGUCAUGUUUCUCGAUGGACUUUGGAUACCAUGGUCUGCGGCGUACUACGCGCAGACUGCUUUACAAAUCGUCAUGCUCGUUCUCGGUGAUACAGUAUCGCUCUGGAGAGCGUAUGUCGUAUGGGGUAGGCCGCGCUGGCUCUUCAUACUAUUCACCUGCAUCGCUGCGAUCGAAAGCGUCAUGUACAUCUUUGUUUUGGUCGUUCUAUUUGCGCAAAGUCUACCGCAGUCCCCGCACGGUUUCAGCUACAACUUCUACGCAAGAUCAUACACUGCGUCUUUCUUAGUCUCAAACAUCAUUACUGCGUGCGCGCAGAUGUUCGCCACACUAUUGAUCAUGUACAAGGGAUGGAUCUACUGGCGGGCCGUGCGCGAGUUCUCUCAGUCAGGUCAAACUCGCUAUGGCGUUGCUAUGCUCGCUGUCUUCAUCGAGACCAGCAUCGUGUACUUUGCCUUCUUGCUAUGGUUUGGCUUCAUCGACUUCCUGGGGACUCCAGAUUCUCUUGUCUACGCCUGGGUGUUCUAUUACAUGACACCCUUGAUAGCCAUGUAUCCUACCCUCGUUGUCGUGCUGGCGACCACACGCCGUUCCGUUCUCGAACGCCAGAGCAUCCCAGAGCAUGGGCCCUCGGGUCUACUUUUCGCGACCAACCCUGGUGCACACCAAAACCGAGACGGUCGACCAUCUGGCUGCCGUACACCCACUCAUACGCAAAUCGCGUUGGGAGCAAGCAUGAUGAUUCAGAGCGUUGCGGCAUCUUCAUACGAUUCGGAUCAAGUCAUGGAGAGAGGAGAUCUCGGAUCCGGAGUUGCGUUCGUCAACGAUUUGAACCACAAUUUUCCAGUGCUUGUGCAUCAUCUUUUACACACUGCCGGAAGCCUCGUGCGCAACGCUAAGCAGCAUUGCUCGGGAUCACCCAAGCGCCGUCGUCGGCAUGCAAUCAAUCAUCAUGGAUGGCCUCCAAAGAUGUAUAACCUUGGGAUUGCGUCGGAGACGACCGUCGGCGUGGUUAGAUCUGGCCGCGAGCCAUCUUACGCAGAAGGCCUGGCCUCAGGUUGCGCUGAGCCAGCCGUCAGGGAUUCCUCGAUAUGCCCCUCCCGGUCCGCCUUGUAG
Molecule: messenger RNA, 1416 nt
Organism: Peniophora sp. CBMAI 1063
Lineage: Eukaryota; Fungi; Basidiomycota; Agaricomycetes; Russulales; Peniophoraceae
Source: the annotation of a GenBank genome assembly